Molecule: messenger RNA, 1275 nt
Organism: Fusarium vanettenii 77-13-4
Lineage: Eukaryota; Fungi; Ascomycota; Sordariomycetes; Hypocreales; Nectriaceae
Exons: 2
Coding region: 1-1275 (424 amino acids)
Source: RefSeq, a predicted model, not a curated record
AUGAGGGCCUCCAUCUCUUUUGCUUGCCUUCUGGCAACUGUCUCUGCCACGAUCAGCCCUGGCACCCUCGUCACCAUUUCUUCAGCAGUCGAUGUGAACAGUCAAUCGGCGUGGUGGAAUCCCCUCGACGAGUUCAACGGCUACCAGUGGCUAACCUAUCUGCGAAAUCCUCUGGAGGGAUCGACAGCCAACCACAAUGUCAUGGUUGUUCGUCGUGCUCAGAUAACGGUGCAAUCUCGCGGGAUUUUCCUUGACGACAACGGCCACAACACCCCGAGCAUUGCUGUCGACGGAGACGGUUACGUCCACGUCUUCACGAGCAUGCACAACGAGCCAUGGAACUACUUUCGUUCUUCCUCAGCUAACAGUGCGACCCUCGUGGAUCGCAGCUCAGAGAUGCCUGACCACACCCUUCGGGUCACGUACCCCGUGGUGAAGCGUGAUGCUGACGGUAACCUCUGGAUGAUUGUCAGAGGACAAUCGAGCAAUGACGGUUCAGCUCGAGGCGGCUACUUUUACAAGUAUACGACUUCUUCCAAGAAAUGGGCGCGGAUCAGCAUCUUUGCCUACAGAACAGACUACUCGGUGUACCCCGAUGAUAUCCAGUUCUCUUCCGACGGCGAUGUUCAUCUCCAGUGGGAAUGGGCCAAGUUCCCUGCCUCUGGAGUUCGCCAUGAGGGAAGCUAUGUGCGUUAUACGCCUUCGUCGGAUAAGUAUCGAUCCGCCUCUGGAGCGACCGUCACCUUGCCCAUCACUCAGGAGACCAAGGACAUUGUCUUCCAGCCCCUCACAUCUGGCGAGACCUAUGAUGGAGACACCGGUGCUACACCUGUCCCCGCGUUCCAGAGCGCAAAGCUUGCCCUCUAUGAGGGCGCAGCUGGCGAGGUCCAUAUCAACAUCGCAUACCGUUUCGCUCCCAAGUCCUAUCAGGGAUGGCAAAUCAACCGCGCGAGGGCGACAUUUGGCACGACGAACCCUUGGGCUCGUGAGUUGGUCUUUUCAGGCGAAAACACGAGCGCUGCUAUCGGCAUAACUCACGACGGCACAACUGUUCGCAUCUACUAUUGUGUCUCUGGUGGUAGUGCUUGGGUUCUUGAGAAGACUGGCAGCGCCGGGUGGACGAAUAACGAGCUCAAGGCUGUAACGGGCAAGGGAGUACAACGUCUACAAGCCAUGAUGAGAUCUGACGGCACAGAUCUUUUGUAUCUUGGUGCGCCUAAGAAUGUGGACGCAGUGACAGGUAGCUUGUAUUUCAUGACUGUGGGGGGCCGUUGA